UUCCUUUUCAAUAACACGUGGUAUAACGGAAUGGUAUUUGAAGGUCCUGAGGGCUUUUUGAGUAAUAGGGAGAUGUUUCUGAUUGGGAUGCCUCGACUCAGGCAAUUACGUGUUAAGUCAGAUAAUUCCUGCUUGUCUGAAACACCAAGACAACUGCAGCAUUUUUUCACAUCCUGCCUUCAAGAGUACAAUAUAUUAACAGAGGACAAAACCCAGUACAGCCUUCCAGGUUGGCAGCGUCCUCCAAUCGACUUGGACGUCAAUUCUUCAGAGGAAUUAAUCGACAAUUAUUGCCCAAAACCUUGGAGGUACUCUAGUUUCAAAUCUAUCCAGACAUUGCCAUAUAUGGGAGAUAAUGUUUUAUAUGGAGGGGGAGGCUUUGUUGCUGAUUUGGGCUACAGUAUUACAACGGCAUUAAGCGUUGCAAGUAGCUUAAAGGAAAAUAAUUGGAUUGAUGACAGCACAGCAGCAGUGUUCGUUGAGUUCACUGUAUUCAGUCCAACUACAAUGCUGUUCAGUUCUGUAAAGCUACUAUUUGAGAGAUUUCCCUACGUAGCAACGACCACUUCAUUGCGUAUCAACACUUUUAAUGUUUAUCCAACAACCAAUAAAACAUUCCUACAGCUUUACUAA
Molecule: messenger RNA, 633 nt
Organism: Exaiptasia diaphana
Lineage: Eukaryota; Metazoa; Cnidaria; Anthozoa; Actiniaria; Aiptasiidae
Product: polycystic kidney disease protein 1-like 2
Exons: 3
Coding region: 31-633 (200 amino acids)
Biological process (GO): detection of mechanical stimulus
Cellular component (GO): membrane
Molecular function (GO): calcium channel activity
Source: RefSeq, a predicted model, not a curated record